Sparassis crispa is the source of this 480-nucleotide messenger RNA. RefSeq lists its product with no specific name. The record is from RefSeq and is a predicted model, not a curated record. The transcript has 3 exons. Gene Ontology annotation, molecular function: protein binding. The coding region runs from base 1 to 480 and encodes 159 amino acids. Lineage: Eukaryota; Fungi; Basidiomycota; Agaricomycetes; Polyporales; Sparassidaceae.
AUGGCGAUCUCGACGAUAUUCACCAAAUGGCAACACCGUCCUGCAUAUGGUUUGCGGGAACGGACACACAGAUGUUUAACAGAAGCGCUAGAAUACCUCCUCCGGUUGGUCUCGCCUUCUCUGCUGUCAGCGCAGAACGACGCAAAGUCUACCGCGUUACACUGGGCUGCCCUCAAUUCACACCUACCUUGCGCGAAAGCCCUGGUGAACUUUCCCUCUGGGCCUGGGACAGACUUGAUUGACAUCAAGAAUUCCGCCGGGAGGUCACCGUUGGGAGAGGCGGAGAAUGUAGGAUGGGACGAAGGUGCGAAGUGGUUCGUGGAGGUUAUGAACCUAGACGAAGGGGGAAGGAGGAAGGAAGAGCUGCAGACGGCGGAGAAUCCUAGCGAUAUUGAGGUGGAAAUUCAGGAUGCAGAGGGUCAAAUUGCAAAAAUGAAGAUAGGGCAGAUUUCUACUGCGGGAGAUGCAGUGAAAACUUAG